AUUUAGCUCUCAAAUGUUUCUCAAGUCUUGGAAGGAAAUAGUAGGAGGAAGCUUUGGAAUAUUUUGGAUUAUUUUACUCGAUCUCUCAGUCGUUCCACAAAGUAUCCUAGGGACCAACGAAGUCUUCUCUUCAUUGCUUUCAACUUGGCCCAAUAAUACACAAUCCAUUUGGACGGUAUUUCUUACAGGCGUCACAACCAUUGUCGGAGGAUUGACGGGAUCUGGCGUAUGCAUUCCAUUCGCAGAGUCUUCUGUUGGCAUCCGUGAAGGUGGCAGAACAGGUUUUACUGCGGUAGUAACUGGAAUUUGCUUCCUACUCUCUACUAUCGUUAUGAGUUUGUUUCAGUCAAUUCCACUUGGAGCAACAGCUCCUCCUUUGUUUGUGGCUGGUGCACUUAUGCUCAAGGUAGUGUUACUUUUUUUGUUUUCGAGUCAAUAUAUAUCACAAGAAAACUUUCAGGAAGUAGAACAUAUUGAAUGGAGAAACGAGAGACAAGUACUUCCUGCUAUUAUGACGCUAUGCGUGGUUCCUUUUACCAACUCCUUGAUGAGUGGUUUUGUUCUCGGUUUGGCAGUAUUGGUUAUUGAGUUUCUAUUACAGUUGAUUGAAAACCAACGAGUUUUUUACAAUGUUAUUUUCCAGGAAGAAACGCUUUCACAGGAAAGACAAUCUGAAAUAGAAAGCGGUUUAGGAAACUAAAUGUACCCAUUAGAAAUAGAACUAUCUUAGAAAAUUCACAUUGUAUUACUUGGACUGUAUAUUUCUGUAUUCUAUAUACAAAUAGAAAAAUGUUUUAAAUAAAGUUGGAAUCAUUUGG
Messenger RNA from Galdieria sulphuraria, 818 nucleotides. Its product is annotated as purine transporter isoform 2. The record is from RefSeq and is a predicted model, not a curated record. The transcript has 2 exons. Gene Ontology annotation, molecular function: purine nucleobase transmembrane transporter activity. NCBI's taxonomy places the organism in Eukaryota, Rhodophyta, Bangiophyceae, Galdieriales, Galdieriaceae. Gene Ontology annotation, cellular component: plasma membrane. The coding region runs from base 14 to 700 and encodes 228 amino acids.